UAAAGACAAAAAAAAUACGUGAACUUACACAUUAUUGUCAUAAUAAACUGACAUUUUAAGUUUACUUUGUACCAGAAAUUCGGUGUGCUUUUUUCUACCACGUUAAGGUAAUAAAUCGGAUUUAGCACUUGGAGAAUUGUGUUUGAACUUUUUACAACUUAUCAUGUGAAUAUAAAGAGACUACUGCUAAAGUCGGGACCACACACAGACUAACAUACAGGCUGGAGAGACGGGGCAGAAAAGAUCCGCCAUUGCGGUGGCAGUUUCGUCUCUCUUUAUCAGCAACAAACUACAAAUACACCUCAAAAUACCGACACGUCUCAUUUCAAGCGACAAUUCAUACAAACGAAUAAAUUCGAGAAAUCUCUGUGAGAUGCCCAAGAAAUGGAUCAGCGUCCUGCGCAAACACACCUUUGGUCUCCAUCUGGGUGAUAGGGCAUCUUUAACAUGAACACAAACAUCAAUGAAACAUGGCUGGGGAACGUCACAGACACAGGAGACGGCAGAACCUGGGUGAUCGAGUCUGUCGUCAUCAUAGUCAUCGCUCUGUUUGUCUGUUUGGGGAACCUGCUCAUUGUGGUGACUCUGUAUCGAAAGCCAUACCUGCUUACUCCCAGCAACAAGUUUGUCUUCAGUCUGACCCUGUCAAACCUCCUGCUGUCCGUUCUGGUUCUGCCGUUUGUGGUCGCCAGUUCUCUUAAUGGUGAUUGGCUGUUUGGUGUGGUGUGGUGUAAUUUCACAGCACUCUUGUAUCUGCUCAUCAGCUCUGCUAGCAUGCUGACUUUGGGAGCCAUUGCCAUUGACAGAUAUUAUGCAGUGCUGUUCCCUUUGGUUUACCCCAUCAAGAUCACAGGAAACCGUGCCGCAGUGGCCAUCGUCUAUCUGUGGUUGCAUUCUCUGUUGGGCUGCCUUCCACCGCUGUUUGGGUGGUCCACGUUCGAGUUCGACCCUUAUAAGAAGACAUGCUCGGUGGCUUGGCAUCGCGAAGUCGGCUACACUGUGUUUUGGGUCGCGUGGUGCUGCCUGAUUCCGCUCUGUGCCAUGCUGGUGUGUUACAGCCUCAUCUUCCGCGUGGCACGGCACAAAGCCCGCAAGGUGCAUUGUGGGACGGUUGUAGUAACCCAAUCGCCCUCGUCAUCCAAUAGGAACGGACGAAAGAACUCCACCGCCUCGGUUUCAUCCGUCGGUAGCCGUAGAGGCGUGAUUUAUGCUGGCAGCCAGUGCAAAGCCCUGGUGACCAUUUUAGUGGUGGUUGGCACCUUCUUGUUGACAUGGGGGCCGUAUGUUGUAGUCAUCAGCACAGAAGCAAUACGAGGGAAAGGAAGUGUGUCACCAGGACUGGAAAUGUUGGUGACCUGGCUGUCAUUUGUCAGCGCUGCAUGUCAUCCUCUCAUAUAUGGGCUGUGGAAUAAAACUGUUAGGAAGGAACUGCUUGCCAUGUGCUGUGGUGACCACCACUACAGAGAAUCAUUCAUCGGUCGUCACAGGAAGUCCCGCCUCUUUAGCAUCUCCAAUCGAAUUACAGAUCUUGGUAUGUCUCCACAUCUGACGGCCAUGCUUGCUGGAGGAGGACAGCUUUUAGGUGCCGGAAGCAGCACAGGAGACACCGGAUUCAGCUUUUCUCAGGACUCAGGUACAGACAUCAUGUUGCUGGAUAACUGUUCUGAGUUCGCAGAAACCUCCCAUUGCAGUGCUUCAUUCAACAAGCGCAGGAGCUCCGUCAAGUUUGAGGAUCAGGUGGAACAUACCAAAGGUGAAGAUCAGUCCCAGCAUCUGGUGAAGGCAGAGAUACACCAGGUGAUUGACAGCUUUGCGUCCAGCAUGGCUAAAUCCAUAGAAAGCGAUGCCAAACUUCUGCUGUUUGGAGCCGAGUCUCUAAUUGACAAUAUUUCAUCGUGUCAGCCCAUACAAAGAUCCUCACGCUACCCAGACGGUCAGAGAGCUCGUCUGGAGAGUAUCGAUGAGGGAAUUGUUUACGAUGACAAAGACGAGGACGAUGAAAUCGAGGAAAUAUGUGCAUAGAGUUGAUAAAUAACGCAGCUGCAUAUUGGCGACUGUAAAUAACAUGCAUUGCAAAGAUGAUAUUUAUCAGGUCUGAUCAGGUCUUCUAAAGCAUAUGAACAUCAAAUACUUGAUUGAUGGAGAACAUUUUCCAGCGAAGUUGGAGUCAAAAUGUGUGUAGUUUCUAAAUAACAUACAAAACCACUGCAAGAGAAAAGGGGACUUUACUCAUAUUUCCUAUGGUUAUGGAGGAAUAGCCAAUGUGAUUUCAUUUUUGUGAUGUAAAAUAAGUUGUGUUUGUACAAAUGGAUACGUUUUGGAUCAAGGCUUUACUUACACAUGUACAGAUUUUUUAGUUUGCCUGCCCUUAAAAUAUUUUGUAUUGCUGUAUUUUACAAUGCACUAUCACCAUGUGAGCAGUACUGCAUGUUUAAAUGGAUUCAUAAAUAACAUUUAAACCAGCCACAAGUGUAUGAGAUCAGUUUUGUAUUAUUCUGAAGCACUCUCUGAGCUUAUAAUUCAUGAAAAUGCAUUGACAACAUUCAGUUUUCUAAUGAAAAGGUAUUUAUACUAACAUUUGGCAUUUCUACAGUGAAUAUUUUUGCCCUUUGUGUGCUUAACUAAGUAUUUAUAUUAUACUUAAAGGUGGAAAUUAUUUUAUGAUAAUAUGAUUUUUUACUAUGCUAUUUCAAGAUGUAAACAUUAAAAAGCUCCUAUUA
This is a messenger RNA of Misgurnus anguillicaudatus (oriental weatherfish), 2720 nucleotides long. RefSeq names its product G protein-coupled receptor 161a (gene gpr161a). The record is from RefSeq and is a predicted model, not a curated record. NCBI's taxonomy places the organism in Eukaryota, Metazoa, Chordata, Actinopteri, Cypriniformes, Cobitidae. Gene Ontology annotation, cellular component: recycling endosome; plasma membrane. Gene Ontology annotation, molecular function: G protein-coupled receptor activity. Gene Ontology annotation, biological process: G protein-coupled receptor signaling pathway.